GCUGUGGAGAUCAGGAGCACAUUGAAGCCCACCAAAACAGCGUGGAAAGAUGCCGUUGAAGCGGACAAGGAACGCAAGAAAUGUGCAGAGUAAAGAAGAGCUGAGCCGGGAAAUGCGGCACAGCAAACUGACGUUGUUCAUUCAACAGUUUGAGAAAGAAGCUCAGGAACGCAUGAACGAGCUGGAGGCCAAGAUGGAUAACAUGCUGGCUACAGUGGAAAAAGUAUUCAAAGUGGAACUGAUGAAGAUGCCUCCUGCCCUUCAAAUCACGCUCAUAGGGGAUUUAAUAAGCGAGGAGGAAGUCUCAGCCAGUGAGGUCUCAAUUGCCAUGAAGAGUGAGCUUCGUGAGAUGCCGCAGCCCCUCAGGAGGAUGCCCAGUAAAAGAGCUAAAUCCCCUGAUUCUCCAGACCAGUCCUCCCCAACCCAGAGGCCCUCAUCCAAAACCUCAAAGGGAGUAAAGGGGACUAAAAGGACCAGAACAUUAGUUUGCAGUAACAGCACUGGAAACCUCACACCCUCGGUCAUCGCCAAGAGAACUCAAAGCCGCUUGGCAAGUCGCAAGACCAACGAGCCAUCUGUGCUAAACCAGUCCAAGCCUAAACUCAGGUCUGUGGUCUCUGCUGGUGAUCUGCACUGUUCAAUGGCAGGAUCUGCUGCACACAUCACUGUAACCACAGCACAGGGUCAGAUGGUCAGCUUUUCUGAAGAGACUAAAGAUGACAUUAACUGGGACCUGCUGGAUGAUGUGGCGUGGUGCCAGAUUCAGAAGCUUUCGGGUCUCAUGGAUUAUCUGUCGCGGCGGAGUCGCUGUCACCGAUGAGUGAAGCCCAAACAUCUGUGACCGGGAUGUUUCAGACACAUUUCAAGACGUUUCUUUAUAAAUGUUUCAACAAUAAAUGCAGAAUUAGUUUGU
Molecule: messenger RNA, 913 nt
Organism: Archocentrus centrarchus (flier cichlid)
Lineage: Eukaryota; Metazoa; Chordata; Actinopteri; Cichliformes; Cichlidae
Gene: cdca9
Product: cell division cycle associated 9
Exons: 10
Coding region: 50-820 (256 amino acids)
Biological process (GO): mitotic sister chromatid segregation
Cellular component (GO): chromosome, centromeric region; spindle midzone; chromosome passenger complex
Source: RefSeq, a predicted model, not a curated record